AUGGACGAGGACGAAUUCGUAGAAACAUCAGAUCCCGAAGAGUUGGAGUUGUGUUUUGCGGCAUUGAAGCGCUUUCAUUCCCCAGACGACUGUGCUAGCCCGCCGAAGCGCACUAAAUUGUAUCACGCCCCCAUUUCUGCCUCAGAGCCAUCAAGUCAGAAUUCUUUUGCUUUCAACACUUGGUCUGAAGCGCAGCUCGUCGUUGCUGAUUCACAGGAGAACGCUCUGCCCGAUCCUCAACAACGCGAGGAAAUCUUGCCUGAUGUCAACUCAGCCUCACCGGAGUCACCUGCCACCGAUUCCAGCUCGUUUCAACCUGCGAAAGUGGAGGGUUUACCCCAACACAUAUCGCCUACACGCCUUGACCGCAAUAAUCACACCGGACUAUCAUUAUCUGACGUCCCUACAAGUCUUGUGCUCACUCCUUGUUCGGGAACUUCUCCAGGAAGCAGUGGUUCUCACGUGCCAGACUAUGCACCGGAACAACAAGAGCCUGAACAAAUGGAGGCAUGUAUCGCAAGGUCACUUGCAUCAUCUCAGAGCCCGCAGUUAGCUUAUAGCUCACUCCCCCCUCUGGUGCUAUAUUCCGAAUCUUUGGAUUCAGACUUACAAGAUGUACCUGCAAGCGAAAACAUGAUGCCAGCGCUUUUCCCAGAGGAUUCCUUACCCGAUCAACGUUUGACACCUCUUUCACCUGGUAAACUUUCCAGUGCCCCUGCGUCCGUCCGACCAUCCCCCGAGCUUCGGCAACUAUCUAUUCUGAGUUCACCACCAGAGAACAACAACGACCUCGAGACGAACAUCGAGCAUGAUGCUUUGUUCGCGAUCGACCGUAGAUAUUCACUACGGACGCGCCAGGCCAAGCAGAUACGACCCUACGCCUAUGAUAAGUUGUCUUACAAGCAACAGCUCCGAGGGAAUCCCGAUGCUAUAGUGAAGGUGGUUAGCCCUCGUCAUCAUCGUAGGCACUCACGGUCUCGUUCCGUAGAGGGCGGUUCAGAUCCUAACACCCAAGACGACGAAUGGCAACUAGGCGACUCCGCGUCACAAUGGAUGGAUGGACACAAAGGAUCUCUGUCGCCUCGUGCGAAUCCGCAUCCGUCGCGUUAUCCUGGGUUUUUACCAGAGAUGCCCGAUGACGAUGAGGAUACUCGAGAGCUUGAUAAAGAAGCGAAGCGGCUGCUCAGAAUGCGCAAGGCCGGGGAGAGGCGUGAGAGGGAGGAGGCAAAGCUAAGAGACGGGAUUAAAGGACGUCGUAUGAAGAGAUUUCCGGUUGACGUCUCCGUAUCUGACGAUGAAGCUGUUCCAGCUCUACCUGGCCCCUCGCAGCCGACGCACCAACUAUAUGAUCGAACAACGUCCAAACCUCGAUCCCCUAGUGCAAUCGCGUCGCUGGACCUCCCCAAUUCUCCACAUCGCGCCCCUCGAAGCCCGUCAUCGGUUGGGAGCCCCGCCGUACCACCCACUAGAUCUGACUACGAUGCCGACUACCUCAACGACGCCCCCCUCGACUUCCCAAUGGAAUUCGACGAUGGGAUCAUCCGCAACUCCCGCGAUUCGCCUAUCAUUGUAGGCGACGACGACGGUCCCGAUCGGAACGCCGAUCCCGAGUCCCCGCCUCGGUCUGACUCCGAGAGUCAUCACGAAGCCCAGCCUCGUGGAAAGUUCCGCCUUUUGCGCAGGAUGAUGCCUGAGGUGUUGGCGCGGAAGUACGAAACUAUGGGCAAGCCGUCCACCUCCAAAGUCUCUCGACGUUCAAAGUCUUUUGGUGAUGACGAUGAUGACGGCGACAGCGACAGUGGACCUAUCCUCCCUGGGCAGAGCCGACGGCACAUCACCCAUGGUGCUAGAGAAAUCAUAGAGAUAAAGGGAGACACAGAGAGUUCCGACGAUGCUCAAGGUUCGGGCGACGACUCUGACCAAUCAUCCCUAUCCGAAGCGAAAGAAUAUCGCUCGACGCGCCCUCCAAAGUAUGAAACUGCCCACGACGAACACGAAGUCCUUUCUAUCUCAAGUGCAGACGAAGACGAGGCAGAGGUGGUUGGCGAUGAGGUUAUUCGUGCAUGUCUAGAUGGAUCAAAUCGCGCGGGCUUCAGAAAGAGCGAUGGAAAAUCAGAGAGCCUUAUUGACUGGAUGCUUAACAGACAACGCCCUGCUGGUCGAAAGCCCAAGCGAAAACGUCGGAAGCGUGCAAGACUGGAGUUCUCAACCUCAGGAACUAAAGGCAAAUCGCUAAGACAGUCAACCUUAUUCGAAAACUUCCAAUCUGGUGAGGCGUCCUCUAGCAGUCAGCCUUCGGCUUCAGGCUUCAGACCUAGAGACUGCGCUCCAACGGGAAGACACAGAGUGAAGCCAGUCAACAACUAUGAAUUGUCUCAUAUUAGGGUGACAACGAGUCGAUCUGGGGAUACAGUGUCUCAUCAAUUGAAGAAGCAAAUGAAGGAGAAGGCCGACCGUAGGAAGAGGAGAGGUUUGACGUAUACGUUUACCGAGGAGGGGACCCGGGUGACAUCCGGUCGACGGAACUCUAAUAUUGUUACAAUCGACAUCGAAGACGAGGGUUUUCGUAAAGCGAUCGCUCAUCGUUGGGAACCUCCGAAACCAGGGCAUCCUUUCCAGCCACACCGCAUAGUUAAAGCUCACCGACGAAGUACUCUGCCAGUCCCCGAGUACACAGAAGAAGAUACGCCUGAUGCUGCCCGUGCUCUGGCAUACAAGCCUGCCAGAUCGCGACGCCGACGUAUUGAAGCCGAUUUCGGCUUGUACCCCUUGCCAUCUGGUCGCUCAUUUACCCAACAGUCGCACAUAGGGAAGGGGCGGCUUUACGAAUUAACAAAUGUUCUGUUCGACGGCGCAGAACCUCCCCCUCUACCCAAUUACUCUUCGAACGGAUUCGACAUCGGACCAGAUCACUCGGUAGACCAGUUUGUUGGCGUCUUCCGGCGGCUUUGUGAUUCAUUGCUCGAAGCUGUGGUUGGGUUACCAGAAGACGGGGAUAACUUUGACCGUUGGCAAGGCAUCAUGCACGUAGCGUGCCAAGCAAUCUCCUGGUACCGCGUUCGUUCAAACGAUGGCAGUCUUUCUUUGAGAAAUACAGUCGAUACUUGCGUGGCAAGGUUAGCCGACGGCAUCAACGACGCAGCUUUGUCGAAGAAAGACUUGGACUCGAUGACGUUCGCGGUCUGCUGGUUCGCUAUCGAAUCAUUAGCUCGCGCCGGCCCCUUCCCCGGCUUCAACGAAGCUCCUCCAAAUACGUUUCAGUGCGCUUUGUCCCUCCUCGUGCGGCAUCUCCUUCGAUACGGCUUAGAAGAUACCAUGAAACCAGUCAUGGACCUCGAUCGAGAGCUGGACGGAGAACAUCGCCUUCCGUGUUACGCUGCUGAAUUAUGGGUCCAUCUGAUACAUUUGGCGCCCUUGGAUUCUUCAGGACAGCCUGCACCGAACCACUUCAUAUGGGGGUUUAUCAGUGAUGCCAUUCCCGAGAUCGUCGCCAAUAUGUCCAACGUCGAUUCAAGCGAAACAAUCUGGCAAGUCGUGUUUAGCAUAUGCGCUCUGUCUCACUUCACCUCUCAUGGAAUGGCCGUCUCGGCAUCUCGACUUCCCGCAUACUGGGAACUAGUAUCUUUGGCUCUAAAGCAAGUGAAGCUAAUAACCGAUCUGACUGUGGAGCAAGCACUUUCCCAAUCUAGUCUACGUAAGCGCGACGAGUAUAUCGGUAUCAUGAUUUUGCGAUGUCAUAUUCUUGUCCAUCGAUGGAACUGGAACCUGGACCGCGCAUCAAGCGUCUUAACGCAGAUUGCUGAAAUCUUUCGCAGUCGCAAAUAUGCCGACUUAGCACAUGAGCGUAGCGGCUUCCCCAGUUUUAUGGUCAACAAUGAUUGGUCUCUCCUCGGCAACGACCAACAUGAAGAUACAGCUUUCGUCAUCUUCCUCAAAUGCUUGGUGCGAGGAAGCAAACCAAAUCUCGAGGACGGCACCCGCAAGUUGACACCGAUGGUUAAGAAAUUAAUAUCCUUGACCGUACCUGUGGGAAGACUUCCUUCAGACAGGGACAGUUUUCUGUCAGAGCGGGAACGGACCAUGUUACGGAAUAGGUACUGUGCCGCCGCUGUGGCCCUCUACCUUGAGCCCGCAAACGCUUCCUUGAGGAUCUCGCAAGCUCGAGCCUACGUAAACGUUAAAACCGUUGACCACGACACUCAAAUCAUCACCAUUCGGGCAGCGAUGUACUUCGGCCUACUAUUGAUGAAGCUUCGUCUACCUCUGGUUGACUGGUGGUCCUGGAUUGAAGAUAUCAUGAAGGAUCUCCUCCUGGAGUACGAGGCCGCCCAGGCUCGACUAUCCGAUGAUGCUCAUCUCGCUCGCGAUCGCCUUGUCGUUUCCAUUGCAGUUCUUGUUGCGGCCAUGAACAAGAUAGUGGAAUUCUUUCUCGCCGGAAUCCAAGAAUAUCCAGACCCUCUAGUGCUGGCCCGGGUUGUACCCCUGACUCGAGGUAGCCUGAUCGCGGACCAAGAUCUGAUUGCUGAUCGCUUUCGGAGGCUCCUACUUUCGUUUCUGGAAGCCCGAGAUGCUGUAAUGCCUGCACCACAACGCCCCGUCCUCGUCACGAUAGAAAGUCAGGAGAGUCAGGACGAAUAUGGAGGGUUCGACCUUGAUGUCGAGGACCCUGAGUUUCUGGCAGCGAUGGGAGAAGGGGAACAAACAAACCAGUUGCGAGACCACCAAGCCAAAGAAAAAGUUGCAAGUGAAAUUGUACAUUCUCACAUAGGUCCUGCCAUAUAUCGACAUAUGUGCAGAUUCUUCUCGAAGCUUGAUGGCACUCACACAGCGCAGAGAGAUUACGAUGGGCUCUGCCUGUGGAUAGAUUGUUGGAUUGGAUUUGCCAAUGUCGUCAUUCAAAGUCGCAAAGUCGAGGGACGGGGAAUCCCGUGGAGCUCUUACUUGGACCGUCGCGCAGACUCAUGGGGUAGAAUUAAAGCAAUUUAUCUCCGUCGAUGGAUUGAUAUGCGAGUGAUGUUGAAGCUCCUGAAGACGGAUCCUAUGGAAUACACAACCAACAAGGCUCGCUGUAUAGCCAUUCUCUUUGAAUGUUUCGCUGCAUCCAGGGUCAAAGGCGAGGAUGAAUACAUCAUAGUGCUCUUCUCCUUCGAAGGCUCUACGCACGACCUACUCAGAGACGUGUCACUCGAUAUGUCCGAAACCGGAGGCACUAACCUAUCUCCCCUACAAUUUGUAGAAUCCCGUAAUGACAUGUUCGCGUCCAUUGUCUCCAGUCUCAACGUGCGCUUAAACCGGGAGGCCGCUGGGGAAGUUGAUCUACACGCAAACAACCAACACUAUAUUGGGUGCCUCAUAUCGAUGUUUCAAGCCAUGGAGGCUGAACUGCAGGCCUUGACGGAUGACCAGGAACGUCAAACGUAUCGUGCUUGGUGCUCUAAUGUCAGCAACUCUGUUGAGCGUUGCUCUCAAAUACGAGCCGAGCCGCGGUUGGCGUACUGGCUAAACUGGUGCCGUAACUUAGCAACAUAG
Pleurotus ostreatus (oyster mushroom) is the source of this 5529-nucleotide messenger RNA. RefSeq lists its product as uncharacterized. The record is from RefSeq and is a predicted model, not a curated record. Bases 1 to 5529 code for a protein of 1842 amino acids. Lineage: Eukaryota; Fungi; Basidiomycota; Agaricomycetes; Agaricales; Pleurotaceae. The transcript is spliced from 10 exons. Gene Ontology annotation, biological process: double-strand break repair via homologous recombination; replication fork processing. Gene Ontology annotation, cellular component: nucleus; Cul8-RING ubiquitin ligase complex.